Nanorana parkeri is the source of this 864-nucleotide messenger RNA. It is a transcript of the gene GGH, whose product is annotated as gamma-glutamyl hydrolase. The annotation marks the transcript as partial. Gene Ontology annotation, molecular function: gamma-glutamyl-peptidase activity. The record is from RefSeq and is a predicted model, not a curated record. Gene Ontology annotation, biological process: tetrahydrofolylpolyglutamate metabolic process. Lineage: Eukaryota; Metazoa; Chordata; Amphibia; Anura; Dicroglossidae. The transcript is spliced from 8 exons. Gene Ontology annotation, cellular component: vacuole.
UCUUCCAUUGCAGGAAUAGUGGCACAGGAGACCCACUUUGAAAACCUGCAGUCACUUGGGCGCUCAUACAUCGCAGCUUCUUAUGUGAAGACUCUAGAAUCAGCUGGAGCCAGAGUUAUUCCUAUAAGAAUAAACCUGCCUAAAGAAGAAUAUGUGAAGAUCUUCAACGCAAUAAACGGGGUUCUUCUGCCAGGUGGUGGAGUUGACCUUAAAACUUCAGAAUAUGCAAGAGUGUCCAAGAUAUUUUAUGAUCUGGCCAUUGCGGCUAAUGACAGAGGUGACUCUUUUCCCAUUUGGGGAACAUGCUUAGGAUUUGAAGAACUGACAGUUCUAACAAGCGGGGAACUUCUCUUAACACUAACAAAUACAGAGGACAUUUCAUUGCCUCUAAACUUCACUGAUAGUGCUUUACACAGCAAAUUAUUCCAAAAGAUGCCCCUGCCACUGUAUAAAUCUCUGUCAACCAUGCCCAUAACUGCAAAUUUCCACGACUGGAGUCUGUCAGUGCAGAAUUUUACAGCAAAUGAGAAGCUAAGAAAGUUCUAUAAUGUUUUGUCAACAAACUCCGAUGGUGUGUUGGAAUUUGUGUCUACUAUGGAAGCAUAUGAAUACCCAUUUUAUGGAGUUCAGUGGCAUCCAGAAAAGAGUCCAUUUGAAUGGAGAGAAACCUCUGAUAUAUCCCAUACCGCUGAAGCUAUACAUGUGGCUUUUUACAUGGCUCAAUUUUUUGUUAAUGACGCUAGAAAAAGUCAGCACCAGUACUCCGAGGAAGCAGAAACAUCACAUCCAUUAAUAUAUAAUUACUGCCCAACGUACACUGGAAAUAUUUCCGUCUUUGAACAAAUGUAUUUUUUCUGAAGUUAU